Messenger RNA from Trichosurus vulpecula (common brushtail), 273 nucleotides. Its product is annotated as forkhead box protein I2-A-like. Lineage: Eukaryota; Metazoa; Chordata; Mammalia; Diprotodontia; Phalangeridae. The coding region runs from base 1 to 273 and encodes 90 amino acids. The record is from RefSeq and is a predicted model, not a curated record. The transcript has a single exon.
AUGAAAUUUCCAAGGCAGCCGUCAGCCAGCCCACUGGGGCCCUCGGGCCAGCAACAUCCCCCCAGUGCCCAGGAGCUGUUGUAUUUGGCCGUCUAUGGAGACCACCUGAGCCUCUACCAGCCAGGACUACCACAGCACCCUCACCCCUCGUCAAGAGACCUCUCGGCGCCCUCCACGGGCUUCGGGCUCUCUGACUACGGCGGUGCGGGAGCCAACUCCUACCUGUGGCUCAAUGGGCCGACCCUCAGCCAGCCCUCGUACCUGCCCAGCUAG